ACCCUAGAGAGAGAGAGAGAGGGAGAGAGAGGAAGAGGUUGGCAAUGGCGAAGGGGAGAGGCGCGGGGAAGGAGGUCGAGGGGAUCCUCGAAACCCUAGGGGACUUCACGAGCAAGGAGAACUGGGACAGGUUCUUCGCCCUCCGCGGCUCCGGCGACUCCUUCGAGUGGUACGCCGAGUGGGUCGACCUCCGCCGCCCCCUCCUCUCCCAACUCCCCCCUCAUGCUCCCUCCUCCUCCGCCGAUGAGGAGGCGGAGGUGGAGAUCCUCGUGCCCGGGUGCGGGAGCUCGCGGCUCUCGGAGCACCUCUACGACGCCGGGUUCCGCCGCAUAACCAACGUGGACUUCUCCAAGGUCGUCGUCUCCGACAUGCUCCGGCGCUACGUCCGAUCCCGCCCCGAGAUGCGGUGGCGGGUCAUGGACAUGACCGAGCUCCAGUUUGCAGAUGAAUCUUUUGAUGUAGUUCUUGAUAAGGGGGGAUUGGAUGCUUUAAUGGAGCCAGAGAUUGGCUCGAAGCUGGGAAGUAAAUAUCUUAAGGAGGUGAAAAGAGUUCUUAAAUUUGGAGGAAAAUUUAUUUGUCUCACCCUAGCGGAAUCUCAUGUGUUAGGUGUACUUUUCUCAGAGUUUAGGUUUGGAUGGGAAACAAGUAUUCAUGCUAUCCCUCACAAGCCCUCUAAUAAGUCUAAGUUUCAAACUUUCAUGUUUUCUGUGCUAAAGGACAAGUUGGGAACCGUAAAUCCAAUUAAACAAUCUUUUGACCAGUCGUCUGUAAAUUGUAAUGCUAAGCAGGUCCAAGCUAUUAUUAAUGAGGUUGAGAAUGAGAAUACCAUCCGAUUACAGUAUUCUUCCGGUGCCGAUAUAGUGUACUCUUUACAAGAUUUACAACUAGGGGCUAUAGGAAAUUUGGAAAAGCGUAUUCCAGGGAGAAGGUUUCAACUUAUUCUUGGAGAACAAGAAAGUUCGCUUUACAGCUACAAAGCUGUUCUUUUGGAUGCUCAGCAGAAAUCUGGACCGUUCUCAUACCAUUGUGGCGUUUUUAUAGUGCCUAAGACUCGAGCUCACGAAUGGCUGUUUACUUCAGAAGAAGGACAAUGGCUUGUUGUUGAGAGUUCAAAGGCGGCUCGUCUAGUCAUGGUAUUCUUGGACUCAAGACAUGUCGUUGCUAGCAUGGAUAUUAUCCAGAAAGACCUCUCCCCACUUGUUAAAAAUCUCGCACCUGGAAAAUCUGAAGAAGAACCUCCAAUACCGUUUAUGAUGGCCAACGAUGGUGUCAAGCAGAGAAAAAUUUUGCGACAGGUUACUUCUCCAAUUACGGGAUCUAUAAUUGUGGAAGAUGUGAUUUAUGAAAAUGCUGAUGGGUGCAGAACAGGACCGAGCUCAUUGGAGGAUAAAAUGUUCAGGCGGCUUACUUUUGAAAGAAGUGUUGGCUUGGUGCAAUCUGAAGCACUGGUCAUUAGUACUGAUGGAAUUGAAAAAAAGAGAAACAAUUCGGCCUCCGUGUCUAGAAGAAAAAGAAGCCAGAAAAGAAAUGAUGAAUACACGAGUAAUUUGAAGAUUGACCACAGCUCCCUGGCUAGUUCUUACCAUGGUGGUAUUAUUUCUGGUUUUGCUUUAAUAUCAUCUACUCUGAGUAUUGCGGCAGAAUCCGGAGGAAAGGUUAAAGCUGUAAUAAUUGGUCUUGGAGCUGGGCUUCUUCCAAUGUUUCUUCGCGGAUGUUUUCCUUUCCUUGAUAUUGAGGUGGUGGAGUUGGAUCCUGUGGUUCGAGAUAUAGCAAGGGAAUGUUUUGGCUUUGCAGAGGAUGAGCAGUUGAAGGUUCAUAUCGGCGACGGAAUCAAGUUUAUUUGUGAUUCAAGUGUUGCAGUAUGUGAAACAGACACAAAGAAGAAUGAAAAGGAUAAUUCUUCCUCCACUGGAUCAAGUAAUGGUGGAAAUAAAUCAAACUCUCUAUUGAAUGGAGACAAAUCUGCUGGACCAAAAAUUCUCAUUAUUGAUGCAGAUUCCUCCGAUCUAAGCUCUGGGUUGACGUGUCCUCCUGUCGAUUUCAUCGAAGAAUCAUUUCUCUUAUCAGUGAGGGGUUUUCUUUCUCAAGGAGGUCUAUUUGUCAUUAACUUGGUCUCUCGAUCCUCUUCGGUCAGGGAAAUGGUCGUCUCACGGUUGAAAGAGGUCUUCGACCACCUCUUUUCGCUUCAGCUGGAGGAAGAUGUGAAUGAGGUUCUCUUUGCUUCUCCUACGAAAACAAGCGCCGACCUCGACGUCGACUUCGACCUCGACCAUUUUCCUGAGGCUGCAGCGGAGCUCCGAACACUGAUGAAAUUUCCCCUACCAGAAUUAGAAAUGGGUCCAAAUAAGCUCCAAAGGUUAAAAUAAUUUGUUUAGUUCAUUAUUUUCCACUUUUAAUUUGUCUCACUUCUUUUGGGAUAUUUUGCAUGUAUACCCCCUCAAGAAACAUGUAUUUGUGUAUACUCCUUGAAUUUUUGCUUGUAUGGGUGCAUGCCCCUCUACAUUGCACAAUAAUUUCGUAAUUAUGGGUAUUGGUGAAAAAUAAACUUUUGAGUGGUAUACACACAAA
Molecule: messenger RNA, 2568 nt
Organism: Ananas comosus (pineapple)
Lineage: Eukaryota; Viridiplantae; Streptophyta; Magnoliopsida; Poales; Bromeliaceae
Product: methyltransferase-like protein 13
Exons: 16
Coding region: 45-2366 (773 amino acids)
Molecular function (GO): S-adenosylmethionine-dependent methyltransferase activity
Source: RefSeq, a predicted model, not a curated record